UGACGACCAAAAAUCGUGGCACUCAAUUUUGCUCACACCUUGCAGUGUUAUUUGUUCUUUAAUAAUAAAUAAAUAUUCUAAAACUCAACUUUCUCAUUUGUCUCGGUUAAAAGAAAACAACAAAAUACAAGGGGUUACCGUUAUUCUCACACAUCACAGCCAUUGGUUGUGAUGAUCACAGCCAAUGUUGUUGUGACAAGUUGAUCAAAACAAGUUCCCGUUAUCUCACGCUAGAACACGUGGUUGGGGCUUGCUAUAAAAGGGAGAUCAACGAGUGAGAAGAGGGAGUCAGUGCCGGACAACGACAGAAGACACAUCCAUCCCAGAUUAAACCAUGAAAACCAAGGCAGCACGGAAGCAGGGUGGUGAUUGGCCAAUCACCAAAGUUUGCGAGGUCCGCUUGAACCGCUUAACACCCCAGGUCAUUCUCCAGUUAAUGAGAGAAUUAAAGGCACAGCCCUACCCGAGGCCAAACGAAGUCUCCCGAGCCCUCGAGAUUUUACGCAGCCGAGGGAUCACCGCCGAGCUCGCUGCACCGGAGGUGGUGUAUAUUUCCUCGGAUGACGAUCUGAAUACCCCGCCAAGGCCAGUGAGAGAGAGGAGCUCAAGACCAAGCACCCCGUCCCCGGUGGUUUCGCCACAGUCUGAACAAGGAAUUCGGCGGGGAACAACACCCCAUGACGAUUGGAGUUGGUUGCUGGCGAGCCCGGUUCCUGCUAAAGCAAAUGGGCUCCCUAUAACCCCCGGCCGCGGCAUGCAGGCUAACUCACCUAGCGGCCCCUCGCUUGGAAGCACAAUCGUCGGUAGUCCAGGGAGUGAUGUUGCCUACCUCCAGCAAAUAUUGGAAGGGCUCCCAAAACCCGAAUACCCGAGACCGUUGGCUGUUCCGGAAGCAGUGGAAGGCACGGGAGACAAACCGAGGUUGAAGAGUGUGGUGGUCAUACCAAAGGCAGCAGAGAAGAGGGUGGAGUUCGUCUGCGCAAGAGCGCUAUCUCCGGAUACGGACAGAGAACUUCAGCCGCACUUGGAAGCAGCCUUAGCGCUACAUAGACCAGGCAACCAAUAUAAGAGAGUCGUGGAAGUUCGCGGAAAGAGGUUGCGGAUAUUGGUUGGCCGGAAGGGCAAUGUGACGGUCAUUCCUCGCGGUCAAGAGGACCCCACCCCAGGGAAGGGGGAAGUGUGACGACCAAAAAUCGUGGCACUCAAUUUUGCUCACACCUUGCAGUGUUAUUUGUUCUUUAAUAAUAAAUAAAUAUUCUAAAACUCAA
Messenger RNA from Musca domestica (house fly), 1268 nucleotides. RefSeq lists its product as uncharacterized. Lineage: Eukaryota; Metazoa; Arthropoda; Insecta; Diptera; Muscidae. The coding region runs from base 335 to 1183 and encodes 282 amino acids. The record is from RefSeq and is a predicted model, not a curated record. The transcript is spliced from 2 exons.